UCCCCCGCUUCAACAGCCCGGUCUCGGCUGCUCGGCGACGGUAAUAGGGGAGGGGGGAACGUGCGUACGGCGUAACAGCCGCGUCGUCGCUACGGGAGCCGGGAGGGCCCAAGCCGUGCACUGGUCCCCUCACGCCUUGGACUUCAUGUAAGCAAAUGGCCAAUGCGGAAGUAAACAUCCCCAUCGGGGAUGUGGUUGUUGUGCCAACCGAUGGAAAUGAAGGGGGAAACCCAGAAGAUACCAAGACCCAGGUGAUCCUGCAACUGCAGCCUAUACAGCAAGGCAGGAUUUAUCAAGAAAGUUCUGAGACCAAUACAGCUGUCGUUGCUGUGGAAGCACACACCAUCCACAAGCUUGAAGAAGGCAUUGAUUCCAGAACAAUUGAAGCCCAUGAGGAAAUUGAGAUUGCGUACCCCAUCACCUGUGGAGAGAGCAAAGCCAUCCUUCUCUGGAAGAAAUUUGUUUGCCCUGGAAUCAAUGUCAAGUGUGUUAAGUUCAAUGAUCAGCUUAUCAGCCCAAAGCACUUUGUUCAUCUGGCCGGCAAAUCUACCCUGAAGGACUGGAAGCGAGCCAUUCGCCUCGAAGGAAUCAUGCUGAGAAAGAUGAUGGACUCGGGCCAGAUUGACUUCUACCAGCACGACAAGGUGUGCACCAACACCUGCCGCAGCACCAAGUUUGACCUCCUAAUCAGCAGUGCUCGGGCGCCCGUGCCAGGUCAGCAAAGCCUGGUCCAGACUCCCACCUCUGCCGAUGGAAGCAUCACACAAAUUGCAGUAUCUGAGGAAAGCAUGGAGGAAGGGAUUGAAUGGAACUCUGCUCUGACUGCAGCAGUCACCAUGGCAACAGAUGAGGGAAUCAAGAAGGACCCAGAUGAGAUUUCAGAGGAUACACUAAUGUUCUGGAAAGGAAUUGCUGAUGUGGGCUUGAUGGAGGAAGUUGUCUGCAACAUUCAGAAGGAGAUAGAAGAGGUGCUGAGAGGUGUUCAGCAGAGACUUGGCCAGUCAUCCUUCCAGAUUACCGAUGCUGCUGUCUUAAAUAACGUUGCGCAUACUUUUGGUUUGAUGGACACAGUCAAGAGAGUGCUGGACAAUAGGAAAAGUCAAACUGAUCAGGGGGAAGAGCAGUUCCUCUUUACUCUUGCAGACCUGGACCGCCAGUUGGAGGAGCAAAAGAAGCUGGCCAGGGAUCAGAGGGUCAAAUCUCAGACAGUCCAGAAUGUGGUCCUGAUGCCCGUCAGCAACCCAAAGCCUGCAAAGAGGCCCCGCCUGCAGCGCCCGGCCUCGGCCACCGUUCUGAGCCCCUCGGCCCCUGUCCAGCAACCUCAGUUCACCGUCAUCUCACCCAUCACCAUUGCGCCCAUGGGACAGCAGUUCUCUGUGAGCAACAUCCCUGUGGCCACCAUCAGCCAGGGUUCAAGUCCCGUCACCGUGCAUACUUUGCCAUCGGGCUCACAGCUGUUCCGCUAUGCCACGGUGGUCUCCUCCUCCAAGACCAGCUCUUCCGAAACAGUGACCCUUCACCCAUCCUCAAGCCUGACCCUGCUAAGCUCAACGGCGAUGCAGGACGGCGGGGCCCUGGCCAACGUGGCCACCAUGGUGAACCCUGUCGAACUGGUGGCCAUGGAGUCUGGGCUGACCUCAACCAUCCAGGCCAUAGACGGCACUUCCGAGGAUGGGCAAACCAUCAUAGAAAUAGACCCAGCGCCCGACCCAGAAGCAGAGGCGGUGGAAUCGGGAGCCAAAGCUAUGAUUCUGGGGACCGAAGUCAGGACUGAGGAGAAGAUGGUGGCUGAGGUUGAUGAGCAUCAGCAUCAGGUCCAUAAUGUAGAGAUUGUGGUUUUGGAGGACUAGCCAGGAAGCUAGAUUAUAACAUUAUUUGGUUUAUCUUCUCUUAC
Molecule: messenger RNA, 1894 nt
Organism: Anolis sagrei ordinatus
Lineage: Eukaryota; Metazoa; Chordata; Lepidosauria; Squamata; Anolidae
Gene: GMEB1
Product: glucocorticoid modulatory element binding protein 1
Biological process (GO): regulation of transcription by RNA polymerase II
Cellular component (GO): nucleus
Molecular function (GO): RNA polymerase II cis-regulatory region sequence-specific DNA binding
Source: RefSeq, a predicted model, not a curated record